Messenger RNA from Gadus morhua (Atlantic cod), 2360 nucleotides. RefSeq names its product semaphorin-6B. The record is from RefSeq and is a predicted model, not a curated record. Gene Ontology annotation, molecular function: chemorepellent activity; semaphorin receptor binding. NCBI's taxonomy places the organism in Eukaryota, Metazoa, Chordata, Actinopteri, Gadiformes, Gadidae. Gene Ontology annotation, cellular component: plasma membrane. Gene Ontology annotation, biological process: positive regulation of cell migration; axon guidance; semaphorin-plexin signaling pathway.
GGAUGAUCUGUUCCGGGUAGAGCUGGACAAUGUGGCAGGAGAGGAGAUGUUCUACAGCAAGAAGAGAACAUGGGAGUCGAACAAGAACGACAUAAGGAUCUGCAGAAUGAAGGGCAAGCAUGAGGACGAGUGCCGUAACUUCAUGAAGGUGUUGCUCAGUAAGGCGGGCGGCGGUCUCUUCAUCUGCGGGACCAACGCCUUCAACCCGAUGUGCGCCAAUUACACCGCAGACAAACUGGAGAUGGUGGGGGACACAGUCAGUGGGAUGGCCCGCUGCCCCUACGACCCGAAGCACGCCAACGUGGCUCUGUUCGCAGAGGGCAAUCUAUUCACGGCGACGGUGACAGACUUCCUGGCCAUCGAUGCGGUGAUCUACCGCAGCCUGGGAGACCACCCCGCCCUGCGGACCGUCAAGCACGACUCCAAGUGGUUCAGAGAGCCCUAUUUUGUCAGUGCCGUGGAGUGGGGACCUCAUAUCUAUUUCUUCUUCCGGGAAAUGGCCAUGGAGUUCAACUACCUUGAGAAGGUGAUGGUCUCCCGUGUGGCUCGCGUCUGUAAGAAGGACCUGGGGGGCUCUCAGCGGGUGCUGGAGAAGCAGUGGUCCUCGUUCCUCAAGGCGCGGCUCAACUGCUCCGUUCCGGGCGACUCGCACUUCUACUUCAACCUGCUGCACUCCACUAGCCCUGUGAUCCGGAUGCACGGCCGCGACAUCAUCCUGGGGGUGUUCUCCACGCCCGCCAACAGUAUCCCGGGGUCGGCGGUGUGUGCGUUUGACAUGGAGCAUCUGGCCGGCGUGUUCGAGGGCCGCUUCAAGGAGCAGAAGUCACCGGAGUCGAUCUGGACGCCGGUUCCAGACGAGCUCAUCCCCAAGCCGAGGCCCGGCGGCUGUGCUGUCCAAGGUACCCGCUUCAACUCCUCCAACGCCUUCCCCGACGAGAUGCUGACCUUCGUGAAGACCCACCCCCUGAUGGAGGAGGCUGUGGCCUCCCUCGGUCAGAGACCCUGGAUCGUCAGGACCAUGGUUCGGUACCAGCUCAACAAGAUGGUGGUGGACUCGGAGGCGGGGCCUCACCGGAACCGCACCGUGCUGUUCCUGGGCUCCAGCCGCGGCUCCAUCCUCAAGUUCCUCAUCGUGCCCAACCAGGACAACUCGGUGACCAGCAGCAACGUGUUCCUGGAGGAGCUGGAGGGGUACAACCCCGACAAGUGUGGCGAGGACUCCCCCCAGGCCAAGCAGCUGCUGUCCCUCACGCUGGACAAGCCGAGCCACACUCUGCUGCUGGCGUUCCCGUCCUGCGUGGUCCGGGUCCCGGUGGCCCGCUGCCAGCUCUACUCACGCUGCAUGAAGAACUGCAUUGCGUCCCGGGACCCCUACUGUGGCUGGACCCGAGGCAGUACCUGCUCCUUCCUCCGGCCUGGGACCAGACUGCCCUUCGACCAGGACAUCGACCACGGCAGCGUGAACCACCUGGGCGACUGUGAUGGUAAGUCUAUUUGUGUGCAUUUGUGAGCGUUUGUGUGUGUGUUUGUGUGUCUGUGUGUGUGUGUUGUGUAUCGUGAUUGUGUUUUGUAUUUUCAUUUCUGUGUGUAUUCAGCCCUCAUUAGACGGCCCUGGACUUUCUUGUUACUGCGCGGGUACUUGCAUGAAUAUUUCUCUCUGAGGAAAAGUCUGUGUGAUGCGGUGAAACAAAGGAAGGCCUUUGGUAUUCUGGGGGUGUUUCAACAGUACGUUUCGGAGAAAAACCCAAAGUCAAUAGAUUGACAAUGCAGCUCAGUCGGAACGAUGUGCAGGUGGUUUUCCUCCUUCCUUCCACCAGGCCGCCAAGAAGACUCUUACCCUGUCUGUUUGGCAGUCUGUGUACGUGUGGGGUAACCUGGUAAUCUUUGCCUGGAUUGGAUCGAACGUUGUGCUUUGGAACUCCACUGGUCCACUGAACACGUUUGGAGGAUUAGAGUAAAAAAGGUUGUUCCCGUCGGUCCGUUGAGCAAGUUCUGCGUGUGCAUUUUCUGGUGUUUCGGGGAUGUUUCUGCUGAGCGUACAGCUGGCUAAUUAUAUUCAUCUCCGGUCUUGAGCUCCCCUUGAUGUGUCUUUCAUUCUCUCUUUUUUAUCUCUCCCCUCGCGCUCUCGUUCUCGUGCUGUCAUUACAAAAAAACGGUGGCACAUCACAGCCGAGCGAAAAAGCAGCAGAUCUGUGGUCCUGAAUCGCAGCGGCAGCAGCAUCACCACCGCCUCUCCCAGGGCUGCUCGGCUUUGAUCAGAGCACACAUCCCGACGAGGCAUUCGCCCAAAUUAAUCCUCUGCCUACGCAAGUUCCCCAAGUUGGCUCCGCGCAGAGCAGAUCAACAUUACAUAAUGGGCC